CUAAUCAUACGGUUAAUUCAAUAUUUUUCACUGAAACAUUUUCAUCACCGUUGUAUUAAUUUUAAAUUAGUUUGGCUAUCAUGGAGAGAAUUCCUGCUUUGUUUUGUCUAAUGUGUAUCGUCUGGAUAUGUAUUGUGGAAGUUACAACAAGAAAUGAUGAUGACAGAGAGCUAUUACAAGAACUAAUUGACGCACUUGCCUCUCCAAACAUAAACAGCGACGCCAGAAAUAGCCUAAGUAAGAAAGGGACGACACGAGACAUUCAGAAAAACGGAAAUGACGUAAGAAAGGGUUUCUCUCAUAGAUACAACGAUGACAAAUUGACAGGGUCAGAGAUAGAUGAUGAAAUUCGAGCACUUCUAAACGAAAUGGAAGCAGAUGAAAGAGCACAGGCAAGGAUGAUAUGGGCACAUGGUGAUAUUAUAAUUCGAGGUACAGACACAACCGCAAGCCCAAAAUCGUCGACGGGGCCGCCGCCGCAGACGAACCCUCCUACAACAACAGCUGCGACAACGACGGCUGGAACAACGACUACAGCUAAAUCAAAACCGUGUUAUGGCUGGUGGUUUUAUCGAUGCCAAAGACGAAAUACAAGAUUUAGAUUUCGUUUUUAGUUACUGUCGUUUGAGAAUGCUGGUACCCAAAGAGAAUCUGACAUUUAUGACCCUUGAGAUCCUGUCGUGGAUAAAUAACAGAUAGAAGCUAUAAGAAUAUUUAAAACUAUACAAGUUUUUUUUUUUCAAAACUAAAAUGUGAUGGCAUGGCGCUAAAGUAACUUCAGUUGGGAAACAAUAAUAUAAAGAGUUAAAAAUGUGUCAUUUCCCCUUUGAUCAAGCAAUUACAACUUGGUGAUAAAGGCAGCAAUUGAAAUAGAUUGAAAAUAUAC
This is a messenger RNA of Mercenaria mercenaria, 886 nucleotides long. RefSeq lists its product as uncharacterized. The transcript is spliced from 3 exons. The record is from RefSeq and is a predicted model, not a curated record. Lineage: Eukaryota; Metazoa; Mollusca; Bivalvia; Venerida; Veneridae. The coding region runs from base 81 to 614 and encodes 177 amino acids.